AAGGCAUCCAAACCAAAUUGGUCUAUACUAUUUAUGACAAGGCAAACCUUAUGACAUCAUAGGAUCAACAGCAGUUGAAACUGGCACCUCACCAAACCUCCAAAAUAAGGCUAAAAUCCUAUUUUGGGUUAUUACUUAGCAAUAAGAUUAUUUUGGAACUUUUAUAGUACAUGAAUGCAUUGCAUUCAAAGCAUUGCUUCAGCACUUGUUACCUACCCCCUUCCGUUUCCCUAGAUUGAUUAUAAACACAAUGACAUGUUACAUAUGUGAUUUAUGUACAAAUAUCAACUCACUUGUCUUUCUAAUCAUGAUUAAAGAUUCAUGAAAGUAGUUGCAUUAAAUGCUGAUUUCAUGAGAAAGUCUGUAUAAAGCAAGGUUAUCAUCAAAUCAUCUGAGAUUUAGGUCUCGUACUGUUACACAAACUGAACUUUGAGAAAUCAUUAAAUCUAAACUGAACAAUAAUCACACUUGAGAUCACCAACACAGUUGGUAUGCAUAUGUGGGACAGCAUACUUUUAUUGCUUGGAAAAGACCUGAACCUGUAUGACCUCAUUUAUGCACUCUUUGUUUAAGUACAUGAUAUAGUGCCCAGCAUUGUGAUAUAAAUCACUUAAGUACCAUUUCGUCAAUAUUAGCAAGGUCCAUUGGUUUCAUACUGAUAACGCAAAAACACUUGAAUUUCAUGAAAGUUAUAAAAUCAUUAGAAAUAGGUUGGCACUUAUGAAAUACUUGAAUUGUCUGUCAUUUUAUGUGAACAUGAAUUGAAUAUAAAUCUCACUGAAACAAAGGUCUUACAAAGUAAAAUAAUACUAGGAAUAUAUUUAGUCAUUUUUUUCUUUGGUACAUGUACUUCAAACAAGAAUUACACAGAAGUGUUUGUUUUAAAAGAAAUAAUUUGAGUUUGUUUUCUGCUUUGAUCUUGUUUUUCAUCACGUGCAUACAUGGUAAACUGCCCAUUCCUCUGUUGCCAACUCGUCCGCUCAACACGUGGUCUACCUUCAUUUAGUCUAAUGCCAUUCCGUCCAUCAACACUUCAUCUAAAAACCAUUUGGUCCAAUAUUCACUUCUAAUCAUCAGUUAGUCUAUGACCAUUUUGUUUAAUAACCAGUUGGUCUAACACCCAUUUUCUUUCAUUCAUUUUGCCCAAUUAACACUUAUCCAAUUAGACCAAAUGGUUUAUGAAAUAAAUGGCUAUUGGACCAACUGGUUAUCAGACGAAAUGGUGAGUGAAUGAAAUAGCAAUUAGACCAUGUGGAUAGUGGACGAAUUGAUGGUAGACCAAAUGAUAGUAGACAAUUUGGUAAUUAGACAAAUUGGCAUUAGACCAAUUGGAAAUAAACUGCAUCCAUGAUUGCUGCUUUUCCCAUUUUGUUUUGGAACAACAUUCCUUUUAUUAUUGCCUUGUUUAUUUAUUGACACAAUGUGAAAAAUGAAAUCUAUGUUUUCAAUUAAGUUUGAAAAUUCUGGGAUGUGUUAGAAUUUGUACUUGGAAGAGGCAUAUUUGACAUUUUUUUACUAUUUCCUUGUGUAUAGUAGAGUAGUGUUGGCACAAUGUGAAUGAUGAAAUCUAUGUUUUCAGUUUAAGAUUGAAAUUGCUGAGAUGUGUUGGAAACUACCUUGGAGAGCAUGUACAUGUAUGAUAAUCAAAGAUAUUGCCUCUAGCUGCAUUCUAAUGUUAUUAUAAUGAGUCCUUAAACCUAUCAGAUUUCAAAGAGAUCCAUGAAACAAAAGACCUUUAGCACUUUCUUUGAAAAUGGUGUUUGAUGCACUUUCUGAUUUGUGUCUUUUAAAUUUAAAAUGUGCACAUUGUACUUCAAAUAGUUGUUGAGUCAUAGACUAAUUUCAUUCAGCCAUCUUGAGUUAUGAAAUGUGUUAAGUAAGACUGUUAUGGUUCUAUAAAUUAAAAAUAAAGCAAUCGGCAUUAUGUGAAAAUUAUUGUUCAAACUAUAUGACCAUAGCCUGUCAAAGCUAACGGUUUCUUCCGUUUUUUUCAGAGAAUGGAAUGGUUGUACACAUACAUUGUAUUUCUUGAAGGAGGUGAUUUUGAGUGGAAAAAAUAUUAAAUUUCUAUGUUUGCAAGCAGAAAGCUAUUGUGAUUGAAAGAAAACACAUUUUGAAUUUUUGCCAAACCCUUUUUUCCAUUGCCUCACACUGUAAAGAUUUUUUUUACUAGAGUAACCCAAUGCAAUAUAUGUUAAUUGGUGAAAAAACAUUGUGUACUAAAAACUGUAUUUAUGUAACAGUAUUUACACAUGCAGCAUUCAGUAGACAUGUGUAUUUUGUUAACUUAGUAGAUCCUGAAAAUGUUUAUGUAAUGAAACCUACAUGUAAUGAAAUCAGAACACCUGAUAUUUUUUAUUGUCCAAGGAGGUCGAACUUGUGUGAAUGGAAGGUUGAUGUAUUGCUCUGUGAUUUUUUCUUUACAUAAUUUGUGAAAUUCAUGCUUUUUUGUUAUCACUUCAUCAUAAGUAAAUAAAUCAUGCAUGUGUACAUGUAACUGAUAUUUCAUCAUAGCUAAAAGAUGGAUGAUCCUCCCCCCUCCCCAUAUUUCUAUGAACAUUUGUUGUUAUCACAAUUGUACCUAUAUAAAGUAAAUUGCAAAUUCUACAUGUUGUGUUUUAUCUUGAUCGCUUUGGCAGAAAGCAGAUGACAGUCUUAACUUUGAGGAGCAAAUCUUGGAGGCAGCUAAAGCCAUUGCUGCAGCAACAAGUGCUCUUGUCAAGGCAGCUGGCUAUGCACAGAGGGAAUUGGUUCAACAAGGAAGGGUGCGUGCUAACCCAUCACCCUACAGUGAAGAUGGUCAGUGGUCAAUGGGUCUGAUUUCUGCAGCUCGUAAGGUUGCUGCAGCUACACAAGGUCUGUGUGAAUCAGCAAACUCUGUGGUACAAGGUCAUGCUAGUGAAGAACGCUUGAUUGGAUCAGCUAAGCAAGUCGCUAGUUCUACUGCCCAACUUUUGGUUGCGUGCAAGGUCAAGGCUGACACCUUCAGUGAAUCCAUGCGAAGAUUACAGGUUGCUGGUAAUGCAGUAAAACGUGCCUCAGAUAACCUGGUAAAGGCUGCUCAACAGUCACAGGAAGCAUCAGACGAAUCACAUGGUGUAGAGAUUACAGACCGUAUGGUAGGUAACAUCGCAAUUGAGAUUGAAGCUCAGGAGGCAAUCUUGAAGAAGGAGAAGGAAUUAGAAGAAGCAAGAAGGAAACUUGAAAUAAUCCGCAAGAAAAAGUAUGCCAACAAACCUCCAUCAGAUGAAGAUUGAUUCUAACCACUUUAUAUAGACAGUUCAUUAUAAAUAUUUUCAUGAAGAUCAAUGUUUUAGUUCUGUAUCUUUUUUGCAACAAUAUAAAAAAGUACAAUGAUAUUCAGCAUGGAUAACUUGUUUAGUGUGACUUCAAUGUGUGUAAGAUAUUACUGUCAUGAAUAUAUUUUCUUCACUUCCCUUAUAUCAAUGAAAAUGUUUUAGCAUAAUGCACAUAAUUCAUAGACCCAAACCCAAGUAAUCUUGAACAAUAGAUUAAUCAUUCAAUUUUUUUUCACUGGUCUGAGCAGUGCAUUGAAUGGCAGAAAUGUAUCUUACAUAAACUUUAUCUCUUACACAUGGAAAAGAAAAAUUGCUGUAAAAAAAAAAAAAAACAUGUUUUUUUUUCUAGAGGUAUGCUGAAUGGACAAUGGUGUUGCUUUCCCUGUGAUAAGAUGGAUGGUCAAAUAUCAAUGUAUGUUGUGUUACAAAAAUUUUGAAACAAAAUGUUUUCUAUGAAAAAUGUAAUGCUCUGCCUACCCCAUGUGUGUAUUCUUAAAUUAGAAGAAAAAAUGGGAUGAUCAAUACCAAUGUCGCCAUUCUUGUCAUUUAGUAUAUCGUGUAGAUUUAGAAAUAAAUAAUGUUUUAGAUCAUAUUAUUGCUUUCGAUUAUGUUACAUAUAUUAAUGAAUUAAAUCUCUAUGGUGUUGAUGAUUUAAACCUACACAAACUGUGACAUGUUUUGUCUAUGGCACAAUCUGUGCCAUGGCUUGUCUACGGCACAAUCUGUGCCAUGUUUUGUCUAUGGCACAAUCUGUGCCAUGUUUUGUCUAUGGCACAAUCUGUGCCAUGUCUUGUCUACGGCACAAUCUGUGCCAUGUUUUGUCUAUGGCACAAUCUGUGCCAUGUUUUGUCUAUGGCACAAUCUGUGCCAUGUCUUGUCUAUGGCACAAUCUGUGCCAUGUCUUGUCUACGGCACAAUCUGUGCCAUGUUUUGUCUAUGGCACAAUCUGUGCCAUGUUUUGUCUAUGGCACAAUCUGUGCCAUGUUUUGUCUAUGGCACAAUCUGUGCCAUGUCUUGCUGCAGGAAUCCUCCUCAGUGUCUUUUUCUCUCUAAUCCUCCCGUUUCAGCACUUACGUAGAGAACAAUGGGGAAUAUGGGGAAAACCACAUUGAAAGACACUGAGUGGGAUUUCUGCUAAAAGAUGCUCAGACUUUUUAAGGUGCCUAAUAGUGCUCUUGUAAUGUAGUAAAACUGUAGAUAUUCAUUAGGUGUGAAAUUAUGUUUUUGUGGACUAGUUUGGUUAUAAUAUGUACUUGUAUGUUCACCCAAGAUAUGUCUGACCUGUGAUGCAGCAUUAUACAUUGAAUCUUAUUUUCUUUGUGUCUACUGUAGCAAAAUAUCCAUUAAUUAUUAUUUCAAUUUAUUUGAAGACUUACAAUGACAGAACUUACUCUGAUAUUAGAUUUUCUGACUGGUGGUAUAUUGUUGAAGAUAAAUCUAAUCAUGAGUAAAUAGUGAGUUAGGCCUGAAUGACAUAGUUUAAUUAUUGUCUUCCAUCUUCAGGCUUUAAAUAUUUUUUCUUUCGGAAAUAAGUUUUUACAAGUUUGAUUGAAAAGGGCAGAUAAUGAAGAUUUUUUGUAAAUUUUGUCAAACAUUAUUAUAGCUUCCAUGUCUGAUGCUUUCAUUCAUAUCACAUUUUGGAUGAUAACAAUCUGAUUGUUAGUGUGUGCGUGUCUAUGUAUAUAUCUGCCUUUCAUGUGGUGUAUUAAUGAUAAAAAUUAAAUAAAUGUUAGUGUUGAUCCCUUUCUCUAUUUCUAGCUUAGAUUUUAUGGAGUUUUCUAACUCACUCUCUGUGUUAAAGAAAAAUAUAGAAAAAAAUAUUCUGCAAGUUGCAACUCGAAAUGUGUAUUGGUUCAAUUGUAUGAUCUGUAUGUAAGGAGAUUGCUAGUAUUUAUAUAGUAUGUUCUGUAUUGUUUACUGUACAUGUUUGAAAUAUCAAGUUUUAUUUUAAAUUAUAAUAUGUUCUAUAUCCAAUUUGUAGAGUUGCAUUAAUAAUGAAAACUUGUACUUUGUUUUUUGUUUUUUGCUACUCAUUUUUUUUUCAUUGGUCAUAAGCAUCAACAAGUUUGAUUUUUUGGGGAAAGUGAUGCCAUGAUUGUUGUGACAUUUGAAAAUUAUUCUUCAAGAUGUUAAAACAGAUCAUCAAACUAUCCCAAGAUCACUGGGGUGAAAUAUAAAUGCUCUCAAGAUCGUGUUUGUCAUUUAUUGUUGAGAGAACAAUAUAUUUUCAUAUUAGAGCCUGUCGGUGAAGUUGUAUGUGUAUAAUGUAUAUAUAUUUUGUUACCCCUCUGAAUGCAAUUGGGAGUAUGUGAUUAAGACAUGUGGAUAUCAAGUAAAUGAAUAUGCAAGAAUUUUGAGAUGCUAUCACAAAAGAACGCUCACCUGUUCAUUGAAGCAGCAAAUUCUACAUUGUAUGAUUUAUUGUCAUGUUCAAAAUCACUCACAUAGCUGUGAUGGAUGCACAGUUUAACAUAAAACAACGAUGAUGAUGAUUAAACAAUUGUGACAACUUGCCGUUGAUAAUGUCAUGCAGCAAGCACUUAUAAUAUUUAUAUGCACUGAAUGGUAAAUGGUUGAAAAUAUAUCUGUGAAGGUUGAUGGUAAUGAACAGCAAAGCAUUUCAUUUGUAUAUGACAUUACCACAAGAAACAAAACACACACAAAAAAACUAAUUGUUUUUUAGUUUAGUUAACUACUUGAAGACAAGUUAGGAGAGUACAAAGAUAAUAUAUUGAUUUUGGAAUGACUUAAUGGAAUCCAAGUUGAAUUACAAAUCUCAGAUAUGUAAAUGAAGAUAAUUUGUUGCAAAUAAUGGUAUAGCACACACUAUUGGUACAUGAUAUGUGAUUAUGUAUGCAGUUAGUAUUGCCUGUGCUCAUCAAUUGCCUAUUGUAAAUAAUUUCCAGCUCUUGAGCAAAGACAAAACAUUUAUCUCUAAAUGUUAUUUAAACAAUUUAUAUCUUCAUGUAAUGACACAUAUUUAGUUACACCUGCUCAAAGCUUUAGCUUUCAUUGUUAGUAGUUUGGAAUGAAUUGUUUUCAUCCUAGUUUUAUUAUCACUAAGCUAUAUAUUAUUUGCAUGGAUGCUUGAUGUGUUUGGGUCUAAUUAGUUUGGGUUACAUCUAAUUCUUUUAUUUCUUUUUCAUGUGUGUUUCAACAAAUUUUUAUGAUUUUUGUAAUUACAUUAUCAAAGAAUUAUGAAUAUACUUUGAUAUAACUGUCAAAACUAAUAGAGUCAUUUUCUAUGAUUAUUUUUUUUUUCAUGACAGAAAAACAGUCAAUUCAUGAAACAGAUUUAAGACAGAACAAAGUUACAACAUUGUGAUUCAGUCUAUUAAUUAUAAAAUAGUAUCUCUUUGAUUUACAUGAUAUAUCACAUAUAUGCCUGUAUGAUAUUCACGUUUUUUGAAAUAAAAACAAAAAUACAUCAAGGAACAUUUAUACAUAAAUGAA
Lytechinus pictus (painted urchin) is the source of this 6752-nucleotide messenger RNA. RefSeq names its product talin-1-like. Bases 2811 to 3257 code for a protein of 148 amino acids. Gene Ontology annotation, cellular component: plasma membrane; focal adhesion. NCBI's taxonomy places the organism in Eukaryota, Metazoa, Echinodermata, Echinoidea, Temnopleuroida, Toxopneustidae. Gene Ontology annotation, biological process: cell-cell adhesion. The record is from RefSeq and is a predicted model, not a curated record. The transcript is spliced from 3 exons. Gene Ontology annotation, molecular function: actin binding; integrin binding.